Messenger RNA from Seriola dumerili (greater amberjack), 5953 nucleotides. RefSeq names its product tet methylcytosine dioxygenase 3 (gene tet3). Gene Ontology annotation, biological process: oxidative demethylation; positive regulation of transcription by RNA polymerase II. The coding region runs from base 16 to 5856 and encodes 1946 amino acids. Gene Ontology annotation, molecular function: DNA 5-methylcytosine dioxygenase activity. Lineage: Eukaryota; Metazoa; Chordata; Actinopteri; Carangiformes; Carangidae. The transcript has 9 exons. The record is from RefSeq and is a predicted model, not a curated record. Gene Ontology annotation, cellular component: nucleus.
AGAAGUGGAGGCCAGAUGGAAAUUGGGUCACAUGACCGCCUCCAGGAAGGCGUGCUGAGCCUGGAACUGGCCAAUGGGGUGAAUCGCUACCAUAACGAUGAUGAGGCAUCUAUGGAAACGGAGCAGCAGAGGGCAGGAAGCGUGCCUCCAAGGCAGUGCUGGGUGGCAGGACAUGGCAAGGUCAGUGACACCCAACAACAGCAGCCAUGUUGGAACAGCAGCAGUGGUGCGACCCCUGGUGAACCUGUCCACCAUGCAAAUGUGGAGGAUGCCCACAAUCUGGUGGCUUUUUCUGCUAUUGCUGGCUCCUUGCCUCCUUCUUCCUCCUCUUCCUGCCUUCUCGUGCAGCCCAACACAGCCCAGCUAUACGAGAGGUUCACCCAGGAGAUGGGUGCUGAGGGGGCUCAAGCCAGACUCUCUAAAGGGGCUCCUGAGGGAAGCCGCCAACCUCCAGAAGAUCUGAACACCCUACAGACAGCACUGAGCCAAGCCAGACAUGGACACAAGCCCCCUAACUGCAACUGUGACGGGCCUGACUGUCCAGACUACCUUGAGUGGCUGGAGAAGAAGAUUAAGUUGGCAACCAAUGAGGAUCAAGGUGCCAGCAAGAUGGCUGAAGCUUCCCCACACCUACAGCCUCAUCUACAGCAACCUCUUUUGCAGCAUCACCCUCAGCCCUACCCCCAGGUGAAUGGUGGUCACCGUAUGCCUACUUCAUACUCCCAGCAGCAACAGGGAACUCAAGGCCCUCACCCAGACCAAGUGCCCUGCUCCAAACCCCCAAUUCCUUGCUCUCCCCAGGUGCUUUCCAUAGCCAAGGAAAAGAACAUCAGUCUUCAGACAGCCAUUGCCAUAGAAGCCCUGACUCAGCUAUCUGGUACCAGUCCACAAGCUUCUGGCUCUCCAGGUCAAACCCCCUACAACAGUAACCUCCAUCACCACCCACAUCUCCAGAACCUCCCAUCCCAGCCUCCCAAUGGCUCUAGCUUGAUCCCACCCUCUCCUGGCAGCCACUCAUCUUCCUCACGCUCUCAGUCCGUCCCUCCAGGACUACACACCAGCCAGCAGGCCCCAGUGUCCUGUGAGCACCACAGGCCCCAGUCCCAGGGCCAGCCACCCCAUGCUACACCUCUCCCUUCCUCUACCUCUCCCUUCCCAGGUCAGGGAAAACCUCCAGGCUUCAGCCCCAAUCCCCAGCAAUGGCAACAGAGCUCAGGCAGAGGCUCUGAACAGAGGAACCCAUGGAUGUGUGUGAAGUCUGAGCCCCAGUCUCACUUCGCCGCUGCACCUCACAGUAGCUCAGACCCUAUGUCAGAGCUCAAACAGCUGCUUGGUGACACCAGUGGCAAAUUCAUCAAUGCUUCUUUCAAGCUUCCAGUCACACAGCAGCUCAGCGUGAACCAGAAUGGAGGUAUCCAGGCCCAGGAUCACCCAGCACUGUCCAGAGUAAAGCAAGAGCCAGACUCUGGUGAGCACUACCAUCACACUGCCUCCAUGGGACAUUAUGGCAUGGCUAAUGGUCAGCAGCAGGGUCAGCACUACCCUGGCACUCCCCUGUCACCUGGCCAAGCAGCCAUCAGCCACUCCACUCAGGCAGCUCUGCAACAGCACCUUCACUACAAGAGGAACCUCUUCUCGAACCACUCCCCUGGCUUUGGAGCACCGGGCCCACGUCCACCUCUGGCUUGCCAAAACUUGAAAAAAUGGUGGCCGCAGAUGGAGGCAGAAGGUUUGCCACAUCUGGCCAUCAAACAGGAACCUAAGGAACCCAAGAAGAAAAAAAGCAGCCAGGGAUCUCCUGUCAUAAAAGCUAUGAGUGGGAUGCUUACAGGCCCUCCCCUGCCCAAACCCAAACAGAUAAUCAUCAAGAAGACUAAGCAGAAAGCCUCCAUGCCAACCUUCCUGCCUCAGACUCAGAUUUCCAUACAGAAACCACCAGUCCUCAUGAUGGACAGAGCCCUGGCCCUGACCAGCCUGCAAGCAGGCCUCCCCUCUCUGCCCCUCCACAGUAACUCCACUCAGGCUGCUGCUGCAGGCCUCCCUGCCCCAGCCCAAUCUCAGGUAUCCAUUUCCAACUCCUCAAUGACUCCCUCUUCCACUGUUUCUGCUUUGUCAGAAAACACUCCAGCCCUCAUGGGCCCUCUGCCCACACCUGUGGCCCCUGUAGCCCAUGCUAAGUCAGAAGGAGCGGGCAGCCUAGCCUCCAGUAACACCAGCACCACCAUACCUCUGACCUCCACAUUUCCAUCCAGCACCUCACAGUUACAGAGUCUUAUCAACAUAGACCCUAAGUACGAAGAACUGAUCCGCCAGUUUGAGGCUGAAUUUGGGGACUCAGCCCCAGAUGCAUCUGCAAGUCAGCUCACUGCUACAGCCCCUCAGCAGGGGAAUCAGUCCCAGACCAGUCCUCAGGUCCUCAGUCCCACAUCAUCAUCCACCUCCCUAUCGGCUCCUCUAAGUCUCACCACUCAAGCCAGCUCGGCACCUCAUCCAAACGAUCAGGAGAUGGAGGUCAGCAAGGACGAGUCAGGGACCCAAAGCGAAGCAACCUUGAACCAGGCAUCCACAGAAAGCCCUGUGGAGGAGCAGAAUGAGGGGCCCCUCCAUAUCUCCCUGCGUCAGGAGGCCGGUAUGGACAAGCAGCAGCAGCCCAGUGUGUUAGAGGAUAACUUCAGCAUGCCAUGUUCCCCGAUGCCUAAACGCAUGAAGCUUGAAGCAACGAGUGAUAUAGCAGUACUGUCCACCACAUGCUAUUCUGAGGAGGACACGCCCACUAAGGACAGUCUGCCCUCUUCACCAUCUCUCAGAGGCUUCCUAGAGUCUCCUCUGCGCUACCUGGACAGCCCCACCAAGAGCCUGCUGGAUACUCCCUCCAAGGACCUACAGGCAGAGUUCCCCACCUGCACCUGUGUGGAGCAAAUCCUGGAGAAAGAUGAAGGUCCCUACUACAACCACCUGGGAUCUGGACCUACUGUAGCCUCCAUACGAAAUCUGAUGGAGACAAGGUAUGGAGAGAAAGGGGAUGCCAUUCGGAUUGAGAAGGUGGUGUACACAGGCAAAGAGGGAAAGAGCUCACGAGGAUGUCCUAUUGCAAAAUGGGUGAUCCGUCGAAGCAGCGAGACAGAGAAGCUGCUUUGUCUGGUGCGUCAGCGCGCAGGCCACCACUGUGCCAACGCUGUCAUCAUCAUCCUCAUCAUGGCCUGGGAAGGUGUCCCAAAGAUGCUGGCUGACAAGCUGUACCGUGAGCUCAGUGACACCCUCACCAAAUAUGGCAACCCGACCAGCCGACGCUGCGGCCUAAAUGAUGAUCGUACUUGUGCGUGUCAAGGCAAGGAUCCCGAAAGUUGUGGUGCUUCCUUCUCCUUCGGCUGCUCCUGGAGUAUGUACUUUAAUGGCUGUAAGUACGCCCGAAGCAAAAUGCCACGCAAGUUCAGGCUACAAGGAGAUCACCCUGAAGAGGAAGACAAACUCAGGGAUAACUUUCAGCAUCUGGCAACUGAGGUGGCUCCUUUGUACAAACGGCUGGCCCCACAGGCAUACAGUAACCAGUGCCAGUCAGAGUCAAAAGCUCCAGAGUGCAGGCUGGGCUUAAACGAGGGCAGACCCUUCUCUGGAGUCACUGCUUGCAUGGACUUCUGUGCCCACGCUCAUAAAGACCAGCACAACCUCCACAAUGGUUGCACAGUGGUGUGCACUUUAACUAAGGAGGACAACCGUGCAGUGGGGGAAAUUCCUGAUGACGAGCAGCUUCAUGUGUUGCCUCUGUACAAGAUCUCCCCGACUGAUGAGUUCGGCAAUGAGGAGGCCCAGCGCCUCAAGAUGCAGACUGGUGGCAUCCAGGUGCUUCAGACUUUCCGCCGUGAAGUGCGCAAAUUGCCUGAACCUGCCAAGUCCUGCCGACAGCGCCGACUAGAGGCCAAGAAGGCCGCCUCAGAGAAGAAGAAAAGUAAACUCAUGCAGCAGGCAGGGGAGACGCCGGAGAAAGUAGUGGUCAAGGCUGAGGUCUGCAUCACCCGAUCCCCUCAACCCCAAGGCAAUAAAGCAAUUAUAAAACAAGAGAUGAAGCCCAACAUCAAGAAGGAGCCCUUCAAUGGGUCAAUAGAUGGAUACCCUGUGCAGGCAGCAGACCCAUUCAACAACAUUUAUCCACACCCUGCCUACUAUGCAAGGGGAGGCCUCCCCCCAACUGGCCAGCCCUCUGCACCAGACCAAGUAAACGGUUACCAUCCACCACCCAAUCUGCCCGCAGUGCACUAUGGCUACUACAACUACCCCCCCAAUGCACUUUUUCCCCCUAAGCUGAGGACCUACGAGGGUCGAAAUGGCUCUUUGCCCAAACCAGGCGGUAAGGCUGUCCAGGUAGACAAGAAACCUGAUAUUCAGAGCCUUCAAGCCAGACUGGCCCAGUCCUACUGUGGCCAACCAGAGCAUACCAACCAACCAAACCAUAGCGCUUACGCCCAGCCUGCAGACUACAACCAAUCCCGUCCUUCCUCUGUCUCCUCUGAGCCCUCCAACAGAGGCACUCCAUUAAUCAAACAGGAGCCUAUGGAUGUGCCAGUCUAUGAAGGCGCAGUGCCGAACCAGGCUAGGGCUAACACACCUAGCGGCAUCACCCAGCCUACUGCCUGGCCCGGGCACAAGCUCAAUGGAAAUAUUGUUCCCACAAACUGGGACAGCCAUCGAAACCAUAAACCAAGUCCUGAAACCUCAUCGUUGAACCCGGAAAAGCAGCAGUUUCACCAGCAUCCCCAGCAGCAGCCCUCCCCUUACCCCCAGCAGUGGACAUCCUACCCUGGCUCAAAUGCCUUGAUGGCUUCCCCUGCCCCAUCACCAUCACUCCAGGUACCUCCCUCUCCAUCUCCGUCCCCUCACCCAGGCACAGUGCUCCCGGGUAACAUAUACCAAGGCUCUCCACGCCCUGCCACCCCACGCCCAAGCACCCCCCACCCAGGAACACCACAGCCUGGCACCUCUCACUCAGGCUCUGUUACACCACAGCCAGGUACUCCUGGCCCAAGCACCCCCAGGCACUGGGCCAGCCCUGCUCCUAGUCCUCAGCCGAAUGCCUGGGCCAUGGGGCCUGCUGCAUAUAGUCCUGGUUUGAAGCACAGCAAUCCUGCAGGAGCCUACCCUGACAAAAUCUGGUCCAAGACCGGGGAGAGUCGGUGUUCCACUCCCCUUGGGCUCCAAGAGAAGGCCUGGAAGUCUUGUGGAGGUUCAGUGGCAGGCAGUACCCCAUCCCCUGCCCCAGAGGGCCGGCUCUUCCCUGAUGCCCUGCAGCAGUCGGAUCAGGCCUGCUGGGGCCCCAGGCGAGCUGACAGUGACGUAGAGAGCAUCAGGGGUCGGGAAGAGGACGAGGAUGAGGUGUGGUCUGACAGCGAGCACAACUUCCUGGAUCCCAAUAUCGGUGGUGUAGCGGUAGCACCAGCCCAUGGUUCCAUCCUGAUUGAAUGUGCCCGUCGGGAACUACAUGCUACCACUCCACUCAAAAAGCCCGAUCGCUCCCACCCCACCCGCAUCUCCCUGGUCUUCUACCAGCACAAGAACCUCAACCAGCCCAUGCACGGCCUGGCUCUGUGGGAGGCCAAAAUGAAGCUGCUGGCAGAGCGAGCACUGCAGAGGCAGCAGGAAGCGGCUCUCCUUGGCCUCUCCCAGGAAGACAUCAAGGCCCUAGGGAAGAAACGCAAGUGGGGGGCUACGGUGGCAGGUGCCAGUCCAGGACCUGGACAAUCUAAAGACAAGAGGGAGGGGCCGGUGACGCGGUUAGCCCCCACGUUCCAAACAACCUCUAUGGUUACUGUGUCUCCCUAUGCCUUCACCCGCCUCACUGGGCCCUACAGCCACUUUGUCUGAGGUCAGACAGACACACACAGACUGAUAGCUACAGAGUGGUGCAGUGAAGGGCUGGAGAGAGCGAUGAGCAGGAUGAAUGUCUCUCAGCCAUCUCGCA